Molecule: messenger RNA, 9112 nt
Organism: Thrips palmi
Lineage: Eukaryota; Metazoa; Arthropoda; Insecta; Thysanoptera; Thripidae
Product: transcription initiation factor TFIID subunit 1-like
Exons: 30
Coding region: 163-7137 (2324 amino acids)
Biological process (GO): transcription by RNA polymerase II; RNA polymerase II preinitiation complex assembly
Cellular component (GO): transcription factor TFIID complex
Molecular function (GO): RNA polymerase II general transcription initiation factor activity; RNA polymerase II general transcription initiation factor binding; TBP-class protein binding
Source: RefSeq, a predicted model, not a curated record
GCGUAUCCGAUAUGGUUUCUGACUGGCUGUUGGCGAGCGGCUCCGCCGUGUUUUGAUUGACAUUUCACCAAUUUGAAAGAGAUUUAUAUGUUCUGCUUUAUCUUCAAUUCUCUUUAAAUAUGUACUUUUAUUUCCUGGAACGGCGGUAGCAAGUCAGUAAACAUGGCAGACAGUGACGAUGACAGAGAUGGCGGACAUAGUGGGCCAAGCUCUCUCCUUGUCGGAGCACUGUUUGGAAACAUAGAUGAAUCUGGAGAGUUGGAAGAUGGUAUCUUCAGCAAUGAUGAAAAGCAACACCUUGCAUCCCUCAGUCAACUAUGUCUUCAAUCUCAACUGUCUGGCUUACUGGAAGAUGAUGAUUCAAAUAAAACUCCAGAAGAUGCUAAUAGCAGUAGAUAUGCCAGAAGUGAUGACGACUCUGAUAGUAGUAGUAUUCAUUCACCGGGUAGAAUUAAUUCGAGAAGACGGUCAUCAGCUCAGGAUAGUACGGACUACAAUAUAAAAUCACCAAGUGCUCUGGACUUUUCUGAUAUGAAUGAAGUCGCUGAUGAAGAACAUUUUCCUAUCAAUGGUGAUACAAAUGGAGUUUCUUCCCAUACUAGCUCCCUUAAUGCCUCAAGCCCCAGCAAUUCUAACUUAGCUACUCAAGAAAUUAAUGAAAAUGAUGAAAACGACUCUACGCCUUCUGAGGCAACAACAGCACCUCUAAAUGUUCAAGGAGAUACGGCAAAGUCCCCCUCAGUUGAACAUAAUAAUCCAGUGGUUACUGAGAAUCUAGCACCAACUGUGAAAGAAGAGGGAGAGCCAACCCUAGGAGAGACUGUGGAGCCUGUUGUGCCAGACGCUGCAUUGCCAAUCGGCUGUUCCUCUAACGACGUUCCCCUGAAUCACCCUCUUCCUCAGGAUUCAGAGUUGGUGAAAGAGGAGGCAUCAUCAGCGUUUCCUGUUGAUCCAAUGGUCCCAGAAACACCUGAUCCCAUUUCAUCAUCACCUAAAGAAGAUCCAGAUUCUGCACUUUCUGCAGCUCCCAUUACCCCUCCAUCGGUUUUGUCUCCUGGUGCUACUCCAGCACCAGUUUUGGACAUCAAGAAUGAUAGUGCUGAAGACUCUUCACCUGGUCAUUCACCAACAUAUGCUCCCCUUGUUCCUAUAGAAACUGAUAAAAAGCCUAUUAUUGGUGAAAAUGAAGACGCAGACUUCAAACACCCCACUCCACCUUCAGAAUCUGCUGAAAUGGAUGUGUCUGAUGUUCCCAAUGCCUCAAAUUCCCCUGAUGCCCCCAACAUGCCCGAUGCCUCAAAAUCCCCCGACGUCCCCAAUAUCCCCAAUGCCUCCGAUGUCCCCAAUGCCCCCAGUGCCUCCGAUGUCCCCAAUAUCCCCAAUGCCUCCGAUGUUCCCAAUACCACCAAUACUUCCGAUGUCUCCGAUGUGCCCAAUACCUCCAAUAUCCCCAAUACCACCAAUACCUCUGAUGUCUCCAAUGUCCCCGAUACCUCCAAUGCCUCAGAUGCCCCCAAAACCCCCAAUGCCACCAAAACCUCCGAUGCCCCUGAUGCCCCAGACCUCUCGAACCUACCCACGGUCCCCAACCUCCCUGAAAGUGGUGAUAAAAAGGAUAAACCAGCUGCAUUAGAUUAUGAUGCUGAUGAUGAAGGAACUGGUGCGAGAGAAGACAAUGACCUAAUGCCUCCACCUCCCAUACCUAGUGAGAAGAAGUCAGAUGGUGAAGAUGAAAGUGAAGAAACAUUGGCAAAAAAGCGAGAGACCCCUCUGGCAUCAAUGCUGCCUUCAAAAUAUGCUGGUAUCAAUGUAACAGAGAUAUUUCCAGAUUUUAGAAUAGACAAGGUUCUGAGAUUUUCUCGCCUUUUUGGCCCUGGCAAGCCAAGUAGUUUACCCCAAAUAUGGAGAAGUGUUCGCAAGCGGCGACGAAAAAAGAAACAUAAACGAGACCAUGUGGAUCAUUCAGACUCAGGUUCUGAUUCUGAGAGACCUCGUCAGAAGUCGGGAUGGGACUUCAAUUAUGCACCAGAACCAGAUCCUAGUCAAUGUCGUUCUGAUGAUGAGGAGAAAUUGUUGAAGCCUGUUCAAGAUGAUACGCAAGAAGGCAAACAAGAGCAAGGGGAAAACAAUGACAUGGGUCCACGUGUCGCCGACUGGAGGUUUGGUCCUGCUAAUUUUUGGUAUGACAUGUUGGAUGUCCCUGAAACAGGAGAAGGUUUCAACUAUGGCUUUCGUCUCAUGGAGAAGAAUGAUAAUGAAGACAAGAAAGAAAAUCCAUUUCCUGAUGACUCAUUUCUAAUGGUCUCACAGUUGCAUUGGGAAGAUGAUGUUGUAUGGAAUGGUGAUGACAUAAAACAUAAGGUCACACAGAAGCUGAACUCCAAAAAUGUUGCUGCUGGUUGGUUGCCAAGUGGCGGCAAUCGCACAGCUGCUCAAGCGUUUAGUCAACCAGGAAAGGGUGUUACUCCAAUCAUGGGUGCUCCCAGUCGCCAUCCCACCCAAAUGGGUGCAAAAUCAGCUAAACCUGGAGCUGGAAAGCCUGGUGUACAGGGGCCAGUUACACCACAAAGACAAGAUGAUCCUCAAGAUGACACUUGGUAUUCUAUUUUCCCUGUGGAAAAUGAUGAACUAGUUUAUGGCACGUGGGAAGAUGAGAUUAUUUGGGAUGCAGAGAAUAUGACCAAGAUUCCAAAACCAAAAAUUGUCACGCUUGAUCCUAAUGAUGAAAACAUAAUUUUGGGUAUACCGGAGGAUGUUGAUCCAGCUCAGCAGCGGGCUAAUUCUGCAACUCCUGUGAAAGUCAAAAUUCCACAUCCCCAUGUUAAGAAUUCAAAGAUUUUGUUGGGUAAAGCAGGAAUUAUAAAUGUUAUGGAAGAAGAUUCACCAGCACCUCCACCAAAGUCUCCUGACCGAGAUCCUUUCAAUGUGUCCAAUGAUAGUUACUAUAUGGCCAAAUCAUCAGAAUCUAUAGUACGCCUGAAACCUGUUGGUGGGAAAUUAAUCCAGCAUUCUAUUCCUGUGGUUGAAUUACGUGUGCCAUUUGUCCAAACGUUUAUGGGUGAAGUUAAACUGAGAAAUUUCCACCGGCCCCCUAUGAAGCGUUAUUCUCGUGGACCAUUGUCCCAACCUAUCCGCCAUCCAGUUCAUCCUUUGGCUAAGAUCAUCAAGAAGAAGGCCAAGCAAAGGGAGCAAGAGCGUAUUGCUUCUGGUGGUGGUGAUGUCUUCUUCAUGCGCACACCAGAAGACCUCUCUGGCAAGGAUGGGCAAUUGAUACUGGUUGAAUUUUGUGAAGAGCAUCCACCACUUACCAAUCAGGUUGGCAUGUGUACAAAAAUAAAGAACUAUUACAAGCGAAAAGCAGGAAAAGACCAAGGACCUCCUCCAUUCCGGUAUGGUGAAAUAGCAUAUGCUCACACUUCUCCCUUCUUGGGUAUACUUUCUCCUGGACAAUGUGUUCAAGUAGUAGAAAACAAUCUGUAUCGUGCUCCAAUUUAUGAACACAAAGUGCCCGAGUGUGACUUUUUAGUCAUCAGAACAAGGCAUAGCUAUUACAUACGAGAAGCUGAAGCACUGUUUACUGCUGGACAAGAAUGUCCCCUUUAUGAAGUUCCUGGUCCCAACUCCAAGAGAGCAAAUAAUUUUAUAAGAGAUUUCCUUCAGGUAUUCAUCUAUAGAUUAUUCUGGAAAAGUAGAGAUCCUUUACGCCGUAUCAAAAUGGAUGAUAUUAAAAAGGCAUUCCCAUCUCAUUCAGAAAGUAGCAUACGGAAACGUUUAAAAUUAUGUGCAGAUUUUAAAAGAACAGGAAUGGAUUCAAACUGGUGGGUAAUCAAACCAGAUUUCCGUCUACCAACUGAAGAAGAAAUUAGAGCUAUGGUGUCACCUGAACAGUGUUGUGCUUACUUCAGCAUGAUAGCCGCAGAGCAGCGUCUGAAGGAUGCUGGAUAUGGUGAGAAGUCUAUCUUUGUUCAACAAGAUGAUGAUGAUGAGGAAAUGCAGCUCAAAAUGGAUGAUGAGAUCAAAGUUGCCCCAUGGAAUACUACCCGUGCUUACAUUCAGGCCAUGAAGGGAAAGUGCUUGCUGCAGUUGACAGGACCUGCUGAUCCGACAGGUUGUGGUGAAGGAUUCUCUUAUGUUCGGGUUCCGAACAAGCCCACACAAAGUAAAGAGGAACAAGAAUCGCAACCCAAACGAACAGUCACCGGAACAGAUGCUGAUUUACGUAGAUUGUCCCUGAACAAUGCCAAAGCUUUGCUAAGAAAAUUUGGUGUUCCUGAAGAUGAAAUCAAAAAAUUGUCUCGAUGGGAAGUUAUUGAUGUGGUAAGAACAUUGUCUACUGAGAAAGCCAAAGCUGGAGAAGAAGGAAUGGAUAAGUUUUCCCGAGGAAAUAGAUUUUCAAUAGCUGAACAUCAAGAAAGGUACAAAGAAGAAUGCCAGAGAAUAUUUGAACUUCAAAAUAGAGUACUCGCAUCAAGUGAAAUCCUUUCCACUGAUGAAGGUGAAAGUUCUGAUGAGGACAGCUCUGAUGUGGAAGAAAUGGGUAAAAACUUGGAAAACCUUCUUUCCAAUAAAAAAACAUCUACCCAGCUAUCUUUGGAGCGUGAAGAACAGGAGCGACAAGAGUUGAGAAAGAUGAUUAUGGAGGCAGACAGUCAGGAUCCUCGAAAAGGCAAAGACAAGAAAAAAGAUGAUGAUGAUAGUCACUCCUUAUCUAACUUCGGGUCUCAACCUGGCCGAGUUUUAAAGAUUAACCGCACCUUCCGGGAUGCAGAUGGGAAAGAAUACUCAAGGGUUGAAUUUGUCCGUAAAUCUCAGGUAAUUGAUACCUAUCUGAAAAUUAGAGAGACUAAGGACGAAGCUUUCAUCAAACAGUUUGCUACGUUAGACGAAGCUCAGAAGGAAGAAAUGAAAAGAGAGAAACGUAGAAUUCAAGAGCAACUGAGAAGAAUUAAAAGGAAUCAAGAGAGAGAGAAAUUACUCGCUGGUGGUGGCUCUGACACAUCUCUCAGUGCCAUGGGAUUCAGUAAAAUGCACACGCUUUCUCCGCCGUCGCCUCGCCGCAUGAGCAUGGAUAUCGAACGUGAGCGUGGCAGGGACAUGGAGCGAGACAGAGACAGAGAUAGGGACAGGGAUAGGGAUAGGCUCGAGAAGGAGCGGGACCGCAGUCGUGAGCGGGACCGAGACUACCACCCCGACAUGGACCGGAUCAGGAAUCGACUGGAGCGUGACAGAGACCGGGAUCGGGAUCGACACAAACGUCCCUUCGGGGAUCACAUUUCACCAAAGAGGAAGAAGCAGCCUCGGCUUAAACCCGACUUGAAGCUGAAGUGUGGUGCCUGUGGAAAGGUCGGUCACAUGCGCACUAACAAAGCAUGUCCCCUGUACUCUUCAUCGGGUCUUGGUGGACCAACUUCCCUCAAUGUGGCUUUGACAGAGGAACAAGAAGAUGAAGAAUUUGAGCGUCAGUUCAGUGCAGAUGACCAAGAUUUAGUUAAUGUUGAAGGCACAAAACUGAAACUCAGUGGGAAACUGAUUAAGCACGCAGAGGAGAUCAAGAGACGCUCUCUAGUUCUAAAGGUACCCAAAGAUGCUGUUAACAGAAAGCGCAAGAGAGCUGGUGGAGAGCUCCACUGUGAUUACUUGAAGAAACACCAAAGACCAGCAAAUCGGGCACGCACUGACCCUGUUGUGACUCUUUCCACUAUUCUGGAGGAAAUUCUGAAUGAAAUGCGUGAUCUCCCUGAUGUUCAGCCUUUUAUUUUCCCUGUUAAUACAAAGAAUGUUCCUGAUUAUCUUGCAAUUGUGAAUCGCCCCAUGGAUCUGCAAACUAUUCGAGAAAAUUUGCGUGCUAAAAAGUACCAAAGUAGAGAAGAGUUCUUGGCAGAUGUCAAUCAAAUAGUCGAAAAUUGUAGUAUUUAUAAUGGUGCAAAGAGCUCAUUAACUAUUGCUGCAAAGCGGAUGAUGGCCUUGUGUGUUGAACGGAUAGGAGAAAAAGAGGAAAGACUGAUGAGGCUCGAAAAAGCUAUUAACCCUCUACUGGAUGAUAAUGACCAAGUCGCAUUGACAUUUAUUUUGAACAGUAUUCUGAAUGACAAAAUUAAGUCAAUGUCAGAAUCUUGGCCAUUCUUGAAACCUGUAAACAAAAAACAGGUUAAAGACUACUACAACAAAAUAAAGAAUCCCAUGGACCUUGAACAAAUCAGUAAAAAAGUUGCUGCCCAAAAAUAUCAUAACAGACUAGACUUUCAGAAAGAUAUUGAACAGAUACUGCAGAACUGUGUUACGUACAAUGGAAAAGAAUCAGUUUAUACUAAAAAGGCAGAGGCAAUAUAUAAUACUGUUGUUUCUCAACUAAAUGACUAUGGAGAUCAUCUGGACCAGCUGGAAAAAAAUAUAAGUUUGGUUCAAGAACGUGCUUUGGAACAAGCAGAUGUAGAUUCUGUGGGAACUUGGCCUGGUGAUCAUGAGCAGGAUACUGAAAAUGAUCUUGAACAUCCUGAUGAAAAUUAUACCAUUGACCAUCAUCUUUCUGAGAGUCAAGCCAACUCCUCUGUCAAACAUGAGUUGGAUGAAUUUGAGUAUGUAGACGUAGAUGGUGAAGAAACUGGUGCACCUAGAGUCACUAAGAAAGAACUUCUUGAAGAAGAUCUUCAUUUCUCAUCUGAAGAAGAAGAAAUGGAAUAUGUUGAACUAACCAAUGCCAAUCACUUAGACUCUCAUGUUGUGAAUGAGUUGGAUGAUGACAGCCAACAAGUAGCAGAGGCAAUGGUUCAACUUGGAACAAUGGGUUACUAUCCACCUGAAAACGUCCCCGAUGGAAGUGUUGAAGGCGAUGGAAUGGAUGCAUUUAAGAUUCACCAACUAACUCAUCAUGAUCAAGAAGAAGGGUUGGAUUUGGACCCCAACUACGACCCAUCAGAAUUCUUAUCGUUGGGAAGAGCACCAGCUGCUGUACCAGUUCCUGUAGAUGACUUACAUUUGGACUUGAGGGACCCAGGAGUUUCUUGCGAACAAAUACCGACAGAAAUCCACGAUGAUUUGGCUGUGAGUGAAUCAGAUGAUGAUAACCAUGAAGAAUCUCGUUAUGUUCAAGAGCCUAAAGAAGUGGAUGAAGCUGAAGAAGGAGAUUUAUGGUUUUAGAUUUCUUUUAGUGGUGGCCAAAAAUAUGUGCAGUUGGAAGUGUUUCAGAAAGUAUACUUCAAGUUGUAUUCUGACUAUUUGUUUUGUCAGACAUUUCUUAUUUUUUCUAGCAUUUUGCUCGUCUUUAAAGUGAGAAUUGCUACAGUCAUUGAUUGUAUAUUGGUGUUUUUUGAAACCCAGUUUUACUCCUUUGCUUCAAACAUUUGAAUCAAUUCCAAUUUAAUCUUUGUUUUUGUUUUGUGAUGAUGCCAGAUAGAUUUGUUACCAGUCCUUCAUUGUUUUCACUUAAACUCCAUACACAAAAUCAAUACCCUGUAGAGUCAUUGUUCAUACCUGUUUCCGCAAUGAUAGGGAAGGACUUGCAAUGCCAUGCUUUUAAACCUUGUCUUUAUUGCAAUGUCUUUUUUUUAUGAAGCUUAUAGAUUAUUUUGUUUUUAAACAAAGAUUUGCAAUUUCUUGCUCACUUUACUGUGAGUGAUGUGUUAUAAGUCAUGAAAGUGUUCUCUUAAGUUGGAGUGUGAUUUGAGAAAGAAACCAAAAUGCAGGACAAUGCAUGUGGGUACCUUAUCCAGUUCAAAUUCUGUCUGGGUGAAGAUUAUGCUUGAUCUGUGAUUUAGCCUAAUAUUCUAUUGUACAAUUUUCAAAGUAGGUAUCAAUUAGUUUUUUUUUUCUUCAUUGUCUUUUUACACAUUUAAAAAAAACUAUAAUAAUUACUUUUUGCUCCAGUUCUGUAUAUGUUAAUAUGUAUAUACUGCUUAGGCACCUUUGCUUGUUUUCUUCUUUUAAGAUUUGGAAUGAUCUACAAUUUUACUUUGUUUAUGUUUUGUUUGAUUCUGAAUCCUUAUACUUGUUUUCAUGUUUUCAUAGAGCUUGUUUCUCUCAUUUUAUACGGGAAAUCACUUCAAUUAUUGCAAUUAAUUUGUGUGAGCUGUUGCUAAUCAUUUCUGAUGCCUUUUCACUGUAGGUGCAUUCAAGCUCGUUGAUGCCCAGGUGGCGUAGCCUAGUGGGUCGGAUCCGGACCGGACGCAUCAGAAGCAGACGAAGGCAUCAAAAGAAUGGCCUCUGAUUGGACGAGAGGCCUUGUUAGUUGCGUCCUGAUUCGGCUCACUGCGCUUCGUCUCUAAGGCAUCAUAGAGCGUGAGUGCACAGUGCACCUUUAAAGCCACAAGUGAACCUAAGAAAACUAUUCUGUUUUCUUGAUACAACCGAUAUUUGACUGUAAAGAUUUUAUUCCUGCCUGCUUCUAAAGGAAUCCUGUAGAAUUCUAAAUCCUAGAUUCUUGGUCCCUGUGCUGUGGAUCAUCCUAUCAUUGACUUAAUUAAAUACUUGAUUCAGUUCUGUGCUGCAUCAUUUCAUUGUAAAUGCUCCCACUUAGUUUUAAGAUGACAAAAGAAGUCAGGGUUUCUUAGUUUGUGUUUUCCCUAGUUCUCUUAUGAAAAUGUAUGCAUAUUUGUUCUGAUCAAUCAACUUAGAUAUUUCUGCCUGACAUUUGUGGAUACAUGUGCAAAUUGUACAUAGAUACUGUAUAUGUAAAUACAUUUUAAAAAAAUAUAUAUAUUUAAAUAUACUGCUGUGUUUCCAAAGUCUUUGUUUCAGCUUUGUUAGUAAAUAACUACAGUAAUAAUAAAUUUGUAAUAAUAUAUGAAAUUAACUGACCUUGUGUUGUGUCAAGAAUGCAGCAAUCAAUUUAUGCACUGAUUAUUGUACUUAAUUGAAAAUGGUCUCAGAUUUGAGCAGACCCAUUGUGAAAGACUUGACUGAUUUAAACAAACAAGAAAACCAACUUUAAGUCAACUUUGUUUUGUCAUGUACUUUUAUGGAAAGUCAGUUGUACAUACCUGUAGCAUUUGUAAUCAUGUAAUCAUAAAUAAUCCUAGAGAAACAUGGAAUUUGGAUUUAUAUUUUAUGUGUAAAUGUGAUAGUGGAAAUACUGCAAUUAAGCUUGUCAGGCAAGAAAUAAAUUUUAACUUUUGUA